Molecule: messenger RNA, 2528 nt
Organism: Culicoides brevitarsis
Lineage: Eukaryota; Metazoa; Arthropoda; Insecta; Diptera; Ceratopogonidae
Gene: Gycalpha99B
Product: head-specific guanylate cyclase
Exons: 7
Coding region: 74-2044 (656 amino acids)
Biological process (GO): cGMP biosynthetic process; response to oxygen levels
Cellular component (GO): guanylate cyclase complex, soluble
Molecular function (GO): guanylate cyclase activity; heme binding
Source: RefSeq, a predicted model, not a curated record
UUCAAGUGACAUUAAAAACAUUUCUUUUGGAGUGAAAAGUGGAAAAAAUAGAUUUUUUAAACGAGGUUACAAAAUGUCCUGUCCAUUUUCUGCAUUUCGAACUCGUCAACCCUCAGUGGCAUCCGAAGCACAUAAUUGGGCAAUCGAAGAAGAUUUCGGAGAAAAUGAUUCCUUGACUUUGAAACACCUCAAUGCUGCAAUUCAAUUGCUGACUGUACCAAGUAAUGAUGAUAUUUUGGCAGCUGUUCAAUCAUUGAAGGCUCACUAUGUUAAUAAAUGGCCUGUUUUAACCAAAAUUAAAUCGGACAAGGACAUUACAGUUUCGAUUUAUCCGCACUAUGACUUUCUGGCAGACAUUCAAGAGACUUUAUUACAGCACGAUGAAUCGGCUAGCACUGACAUUCUAAUACAACUUGGAAAGGAAUUGAUUUCUGUUUGUUGUACGGGAUUAAUUAAGUCAGCUUUUCAAUGCCUUGGCGCUGAUUUGCAGGAAUUCUUGGGAUCAUUGGAUGGUGUCUAUGACGUACUCAAAUUACAAGAAGAGGAUUUAAGUGAUACCGGUUUUGUUUGUGCUGGAGAGGGAGAAUUGAUUUUCAUCACAGAACGCCCGGUAAUUGCUUGGUUAUUAUUGGGCUCUCUACAGGCACUGUGUAAAACGUUGUAUGACGCAGAGCCAAAAAUCGAAAUGGAGCCAAUUGAUGCACAACAAUAUCGAUACUUGUUCACUGGAUGCGAAGAAGCGAAGUCGCCUCAACCGACAAUCCUUGAAAGGACUGCCUCACCUCUGAGUGCUGAUCUGAAAAUGACAAAUGCAACAUUUUGCAAAGCUUUUCCCUGGCAUUUCAUAAUGAACGAAGAAUUAGAGUUCUUGCAGUUGGGAAAAGGUUUCAGUCGAUUAUUCAAAAACUACAUACCGCAAUAUGGACGUAAUGCAGUCACUUAUUUCAAAUUUCGUCGUCCACGAAAUUUAGAGUUGAAAUUUAGUGAAAUUAUUCGACGUACCAAUACGACGUUUUUGUUGUCUGUUCGGUCUCCUCCAGGCUGCACUGAAUUUUUCGGAAAAGGAUUAGAAAUAAAAGGACAAAUGGUAUUUUGUCCCGAAAGUAACAGCUUGUUGUUCUUAGGAUCUCCAUUUUUAGAUGGAUUGGAGGGACUCACUGUAAAUGGAUUGUUCAUAUCUGAUAUUCCACUGCAUGAUGCGACAAGAGAAGUCAUUUUGGUUGGGGAGCAAUCACGCGCACAGGAUGGACUAAAGAGACGAAUGGAUAAACUUAAGUCAUCCAUUGAAGAAGCGAAUAUCGAAGUAAACAAAGAACGUCAAAAAAAUAUCGAAUUAUUGCAAUUAAUAUUCCCUGCGGACAUUGCCAAAAAGCUUUGGUUAGGAGACAACAUUGAUGCAAAACCGUAUUCCGAUGUCACAUUGCUUUUCAGUGACAUUGUGGGAUUCACAAGAAUAUGUUCAACUGCGACACCUCUGCAAGUUGUCACCAUGCUUGAGAAGUUAUAUCGACGUUUUGAUGAGUUUUGUGGAUUUUUCGACGUUUACAAAGUGGAAACGAUCGGAGAUGCUUAUUGUGUUGCAAGCGGUUUGGAACGACAAGGAGACUACGAAGCACAUCGUGUUGCUUGGAUGGCUUUGAGCAUGAUAAACGCUUGCAAAAAUUACAACACCCAUUUGGGUGAAGAUAUCCAAAUGAGAAUAGGCCUCCAUACAGGAACCGUUUUAGCAGGAGUUGUCGGUCGCAAGAUGCCACGCUAUUGUUUGUUUGGUCACAACGUAACGAUUGCCAAUAAAUUUGAGUCUGGUAGCGUUGCUUGCAAAGUCAACGUCAGUCCCACUACUAAAGAAUGGCUUACGAAGUAUCCUGGUUUCAACUUUCUUUUUACACCACGCAAUCCAGAAGAUUUGCCAAAAGAAUAUCAAUGCAAAGAUGGCGAAACUUGCUAUUUCCUAGAUGGAUACAAGCAUGAAGAAAUCGACGUCAAUAUGCCAUUACAAUUGCACAUCAGUCAAGCAAUGAAGACAAUUUCUGAUCGCGAGUAAUUCUAAUAAUCAAAUCACAAAAAAAUAUUUAAAUAUUGAUGGGAUAAUCCACAAGUGUAUGUGUAAGACGUUAGACCCAUCAUCAUAAUCGUCAUCAUCAAUAUCACACAAUGGUCUUAUUUUAGCCAUUUUUAUUUUAAUCCAGUCAUAGUGAAAUCCAACAUCAGUAUAAACUGUUGGUUGAUUAUGUUUUCCACAAGUUUCUAAUCCCCACGAUACCAGGCCAACAACUUUAUCUUCACACAUUAAAGCAGCUCCAGAAUCUCCAGUGCAAACACUCAUUGUUUUUGACUGCGACGCUGCACAGAACAUCCCAAUUUGUACCUUUCCUGUAAAUGGCGCCGUAUUGUUACAUGUUUUGGAUUUUACAAAUUUAACACUCGUAAUCUUUAUCGUUUCGGUGUGAUCACUAUGUUUUUUCGCACCCCAUCCGCUCAUUUGGCACUCUUCAUCUUUGUCUAGAUCUUUUAUAGUAUUUUUAUUG